Messenger RNA from Alternaria incomplexa, 1230 nucleotides. RefSeq lists its product as uncharacterized. Bases 1 to 1230 code for a protein of 409 amino acids. The record is from RefSeq and is a predicted model, not a curated record. The transcript has 2 exons. Lineage: Eukaryota; Fungi; Ascomycota; Dothideomycetes; Pleosporales; Pleosporaceae.
AUGGCCACCUCUACGCGCCAGCCGUUUGCCGAGCUUGGCUCGUCACGUCUCCAGGUACUCCAGAGCGCGAAGAACAGGCAAAAUGCUCUUACACCAAACUUCGCGUCUCAGCAGGGCCUGAAGUCAAUUCCUACGCCAUCGACGGGUAAGCGCCAGCGCGCACCCGAGAUCUUCGAAGAUGCCGACUCCGAGAACGUGGACCCGUCCAUCUUCAACAGCCCAACCAAGAAGUCCAAGACAGCCAGCCACAGCGAUGCAGGAUACAUCAAGCCGUCCAUCUUUACUUCGCCGAUCAAGCCCAGUGCCAGCAGCCUCAAUGCGACGCCUUCCGUCCCGUCUGUGCGUAAAGCACUUUCGUCACCCAACACUGCCAAGUCAACGCCCAUCUCCACCAGCCGCGGCUCACCUAAGAACAAGCGUCUCCAUGCUGUUUCAAAGCGUCGCGCAUCCAGCUCGCCCUUCCGACGCGUCGACCCCCCAUCCUUUACGCAGAGCAGCCCCAGCCUACCCUUCUCCAUCGACGCAGCCCUCAGCGGCUCCAUCUCGACUUACACACCCAAGGCCCCCACCGUAGCCGCCACGCCUGUUUCAGCACCCGCCCCGCAGACCCCAAUCGUCGAUGACAGCAUGCCCAAGAGCUGGUUCUUCGAGAUCCACGAGGACACGCCCGAGCAGGAAGCCGCAAACCUUAUGGAGCACUCCGCAUCUGUUCUCGACAUUUCAUCCGAUGAUGACGCAAAGACCAAGGCCAGCAACGAGGACCGCGGCAAGGAGAACGUCCCACCACCAGACUUCCUCGCUGCGCAAGCUCGCAAGCGCAACCACGCUUCGUCUUUUGACGACGGCUACGAGACUGAUAUCCUAGCCGAUAUGCCUGUCAAGCAACCUCGUCUUCGCAAGUUCGUCCAAGAUGCCAUGGAUGAGGACCGCAGGCCGUUGGGUGACCUUGCACCGAGUGAGUUCUAUGCCGAAGGCUGUGACGCUACCUCGUACGUCACUGUCGAUGCUGGAAUCGAGAAGCCCUCGCGUCUGUCAAACGUAUUCGAUGCUAGCUGUGUUACACCCGAGAAGAAAAAGAGUGUUGUUGUUGAAGAAGUCCCCGCUGCCGUUGAGGAAGAGACAACAGUGGCCGAAGAGGUCGUUGCUGCACCUGCUGUCGACGUGCCUGCUGUCGAGGCUGUCGUCGAGAGUACGUCACUGACAUGCGAGGUACCUGCCGCCGCAUCAUGA